UAUCGUUUACCGUUGCUGCUUUCUCAGGGAAACGGGAAACUACUGCUGAUGUUUUGAUAGUUCUACACGGUCUGAACUAUUUGGAUGUUACCAUUUUACGUACGAAUAUAGACAUAAAUCUAGAUAUGGAUGUUUGUUCGCUGUAAGGCGGAGAUUUAGUUGGAUUGAUCUGUUGCUUGUGAUAGUCAGGGUGAGCAGUACUCUGGUUUAGUGGUGCAAGCUGUUCUUAUCGUACACUAUAGCAGAUGAACUGAUUAUGUAAUUCCAGCAUAUUGUUUGCACUAUAGUCAGAAUAAUAACAAGUUCAAUAGUAAAUAUACACAAAUCAUGGUUUUUAACAGUCUUGAUGAAUUAAUUUGGUCAGUUGUUGUAGAGUACUGUAGCACCUCUGAUAUGGAUGAAACAGACAACGAUGUAUAUGUUGACCAGCUGCGGGAGGUCUUCGACAGCUGCGAUGUCAACAAGAAUGGCACCUUGAACCGCAGAGAGCUGACAGAGCUGUGUAAGAAGUUGCAACUGGAGGAUCAAGUGGACAAUCUGUUAGGAGAACUUCUGGGAGAUGCCCAAGAUGGACAGGUGGACUUUGAGACAUUCAAAGAAGGCUUUGUUAUAGUUUUGUCGGCUGAUAUGGACAGCAUUGGAAAUAUUACAGACACGGAGGAAGAUCAUAGCGUUGCAGAUAUUCUCGAUAAUCAAGGUGUACGCCCAGUUUCUCCAAAGUAUGUCAAAGGACAGAAGAGGUACGGUCGGCGCUCUAGACCAGACUUUGACCUUGACUACAGCGCCGAUUUCUCAGAAAUUGAUACCGAGCCAAUAUCACACCGGGGCUCAAAACGGGAGAGCAAAAUGAGAAGCAAACGGGAUUCGGUGGAAGAAAAAAUUAUUAGCGAGAAAAGUUCAAAACGUGAAAGAUUCAAGGAAGCCAGGACAUUAUCUUUUGCUGAUAGUGUUAGUGAGAUGGAUGAAGACAAUGGAGUUUUUAUGCAAGAUGAUCCUGUUGAUAAGCUGGACAAUGUGCCGGAAAUCAACAUUGAGUCAGGAAGUAAAACAUCAGCAUCACCAAAGAACGAAACAUUUGAAGCAGAAGGUCAAUUGAAUGCAUCAAUGGGUCAGUUCGAAAUUCCUAGUCCAACAGAUGAGGAUCAGGUGCGGGCUAUCUGGGAGGAGGUUGGCGUCGGCACUGAUGGAUUCCUUAAUCUACAGGAACUUGCAUUAGUUUGUGAACAUAUUGGAAUGGAAGACAUGGAUCAAGAGGAAUUACAAAAUCUUUACUGUAAACUUGAUCAGGAUGAUGACGGUAAGGUCGGCUUCCACGAGUUCCUUGAGGGCUUGUUCCGGCACGACAGCACCCGAGCCCCUACCACACCCCUUCCAACCACCCUUACAGCCACACAGAAGGUGAAGCUUCGCAUGGCUAUCACAGGCAACUCAAUGGAAGAGUCAAUGCAUCGUACAACAACUCCGUCCCUGCUUACAUUUCAAGGAAGCAAAUUACUCAGCGUACUGGAUGCCGACAAUAGUGGGUAUGUCACACAGGAUAGUCUUACAGAACAUUGGGAACAGCAAGGAAUUGAGAACACUUCAGAAGUUCUCAAGGCCCUGGAAGUUGAUACAGAAGCUGGCAAGAUCAACAUCUCUGAUCUGUCGAUGGCACUGGAACAUGUUCUUCUGACAACUGGUGACAGUAAUGGCAUUUAUCAAGCAGCUCUAACAAGCUACCAGUCAGAGCUUAAGCACCUUAAAAAUCAAUUAGAUGCUUCCAUAGAUGAGAACAACAAACUGAAGAUGGAUGUUGCAGAGCUAAAUCAACGUGGGACGAAACUUGCUGCGGAGGUUGAUGAUAGACACGCUCAUCUCGAGAAAAGCAACGAGGUCAAGUUAAGAGAAACUGAAAAGAGAUACCAGGAUAAGAUAACAACGUUACAGACUGAGAUUGAUAAAGAAAGGCAAAUGAUGACAAGCCAGGCUGCCAGGCAAAAGCAGAAACUCGAAGAAGAAAUAGACAGGCUGAAGGCAGAGGACAGUUUACUCAGGGAAAAGGUCACUCUAAUACAAAAGGAAAACCUCAGAAUGGAGAAAGAUAUUGGAGAGUUUUCUGAGAGACUGGUUGUACUAAAGAAAGUAAAUCAGAAGCUGCAAAAGGAAGUGGACGGGUUUCAAGAACUGGAAGCAAGGCUUGCUGAAUGGGAGUCAAGUCGAGCUAAUAUGUCUAAAGAACAACAAGAUUAUUAUGAUCAACAGAUACGAGAAUAUAAGCAACAAAAUAGGGAGAUGCAGGAUCGUCUGGAUGAGGUCCAUCAGGAAUUAGCCAUCACCAAGCAACAGUCCAUUGAAAAGAAGGUCCGCCGUAAAGGAAGCCGCCUGAGGGACGUUAACAAACCAAACAGGAUCGGUUCGGUCCUGUCUGAUUACACAAAACCAGUUGUGGUUAGAAGGAGGCAAUCAUCUUCAGAAAAUGAAUCUGAUCUAGAGGACACUUCAAGUGGCACCAGGAGGCAGCUGCCGGUUGCUUUGAGAUCAACUGGUGAUGGCGGCUCUACAGAGGGAGAAGACCCCAAGAUGGAUCUGGAACGAGCAAAAUUUGAAGCUGAAAUUGAUGAACUGAAGGAGAAACACAGCAGGGAAAUCCAUGAAAUCCGCAGCAACAGUGAACGUGAAAGACGGGACAUUGAAACACAAUUUAAAAUCGAAAUCACAGAACUGGAAGACAACUUUGAGAAAGAACGCGAAGAAAUCAUGAACGACUUUGAUAAGGAGAAGGAAAUUCUUCAUGGAGAUCUCAUAAAAGAAAUGGAAGAUAAGUUACGGAAACUAAGGAUUGAUUUGAAAGAGAAAUUUGAUAAAGAAAAAGAAGUAAUCGAGGAGAAACAUGAUAAAGAAUUAAGUAAUCGGGUGAAGGAAGUAAAAGAGGACUUAAGAAAAGAAAAGAUUGAGCUGGAGAAUCUUUUGAAAUUAGAGAAAUCCGAAAUCGGCGAAGACUUGUUAAAAGAACGUAACACAAGUGAAGAAAAGUUGAUGAAAUUGCGUCAAGAGCUUGAAAGGAAGUACAGUGAGGAUCUUGAGAAGUUGAAGGAACAGUUUGUGAAGGAAAAAUCUGAGAUCCUUAAGGAUUAUGAGCGCAGGAUUGCUCAGUUAGAAAUUGAGUUGAAGAAAUCUGAGGAGAGAUAUGUGAUUGAGAAGGAGCAGCUUAUUUCAAAUAUGCAGAGAGAUCAAGAGGAGUAUAAAGAAUUAGCAGAGUUUGAUAAAGCUGAACUUUCUAAUAGUUUCUUUGAGGAGAAGGAAGAACUUAUUGAGAAGCACCAACGAGAGAAGGAGAGUUUGGAGAGAGAAUGGUUAGAACGAGUACAGAAACAGUCAGCAGAUCUAGAGGAAAAAUAUGCAAGAGAUCUGCAUAUGAAAGGGGAAGACAUUAAACAUGAAACAAUGGAAAGGGUGCAUCAUGAGUUGAAGGAUGAAAUUCAGAGGGAGUAUGCAGACAAAAUGAGGCAAGUAAAGGAAGCAUUUGACAUCGAGAAGACCAGCCUAGAAAUGCAGAAUGAGGUUCUCAGUGACAAGCUUCGUCAGGCUAAUGUUGCAAAGGAAGAGGCUGUAGUCGCCAUGAACCUAAAAACGCAGCAGUCAGCGCAGUCGUUUGACCAGACUAAAGCUAAAUCUUUGGAGGAAGAACUUGAGAAAUUAAAAGAAGAGUUGAAACAGUCUAAUAAAAAGCUAACUGAAAGUCAGAUAACCGUAACAGUAUUAGAGUCGCAGCACAUGCGAGAAUUGCAGCGUUUACGAAACAAACAGGACCUUGCCGCCCAAGGCGAGGUAGGCCAGCUUCGGACAAAGCUAAUUGAGAAAGAGGUCCAGCUGAAGGAGGCCGAGAAAAGAAUAUUAGAGAACAGUGUAGAGAAGGAAAAAAUAGAAGAGAAAGUGAAAGAAGAAUGCGAGAAAGAUUUAAGAAAAGUGAAACAGAGUAAACAUGACUUGGAAAAGAAAUACAAGAAGAAAAGUAAAUUGCUUGAUGAAUAUGUCAGACAGCUUAAAGAAAUGUUGACCAAAUCAACAAAGAAUAACACAUUGGUCAAAGAUCUUUACAUGGAGAACACUAAACUGCAGCAGGCACUCUACACGACAGAAGAGCGGCAAAAGACGGCAGAGAAGAACAGUUACGAACUGAUGGAGAAGAACAAGGCAUAUUAUAGAAUACUGAAGAAAGUAUGUCCUGCUGCUCUUUGAGGACUGACAUUGUUUUGAAUGACUCCAGAAUAUGGCAGCUCUCUGAGAGAUGCCAUUGGGUCUGAAGAAUGUGUAUGGCAAUUGUCUGAAGACACUUGUUCUUUGAUAUUGAUAAUGGCAGUGCUCUUGAAGCUGCCAUCAUUUUGAAGAGCUGCUUGGAGCGGCAGCUCUUUGAGAGCUUUUCACCCGCAAUGUUUCAAUGAGCUUCCUAUCGUCUGGUCUCUGAAAAAAAGUAAAGGUCAUACACACAAUUCGCGACCACUUUCACUUCCUGGGUAUUUUAUGAACUUUCGACCAACCACAGAGGGAAUUGUGUAUGACAUUGCUGAAGUUGUGAUGUCCCGAUAGUACAGUGCUUAUUUCUUUGGAGUCAUUAAAUCUUCCAUAUGAUGUAAUUUAUUCUAUUAUAUACAAAAUUUAAUUAAAAUCAUAAUCAUGAUGUUUUGGUUAAAUUCUUAAUUCCCAAUAUCAAUUUCCAAUAAUGAAGUGUUUUGUGCAUUAGUUUAAAUAAUUGCCAUUUAAUUUGGUGAUUAUGUACAUAAAUGCAUUUUUUACUCUUUAUCAUGAAUGUUCAUAAAUAAUUAUCUGAAUAUAUGAAUAUUGAUAGCCAAAAGGUGCUAUUGGAUAGAUAACUAGCAAUAACUCAUGAAUAAUGCAUAGACAAUCAAGUAUGUAUACUGUAUAUGAAGGUGAAAUUCUAUUAUCUAAUUAAAUUCCUUCAAAAAUUAAGUAGACUAAAAUUUUCUAUGCAUACAUUUUUUCAAACAUUAACUUUUACAAGAACAUUAAAAGGUAAAGGGAAAAUAGAAGUAAAAUGAACUGAAAGUUUUUAUAAUCAUGAUUGAAGAAUAAAUGCUUUUGAAAUAUAAAUUAAUGAUUACAAAAUAAUUAUGUAUUGAUAAAUAUAUAAUUAGUUUAAAAAAAUAGUUUUACACCGUCCAAUGAAUUCAAUACUGGAUUUUUUUUACAUUUUAAUAAAUGUUUGUAUUUUUUUGUCUUAUGUUUUAUUACAAGGAACCAUUCAGUAUUUGUAAUGCUGUAUCCCAUUCCUACUUGACAGGAAUUUAUUAUGUUCAGAUCCUGUAAAUUUGGAAUUAUGGGAUAUAUCCAUAUAUAAUAUGGCAGCUAUUAUUGAUAUCCCAUAAUUCCUACUCAACAGAACAGUUUCUAUGAGUUGAUCAGUGCUGUUACAGAUUCGCUGUUACUACUGUAUGUUAAUUUAUCUGUUAUGUACACCAAGAUGUUUUUCACUAUAUUUUAUGGAUGCAUUUCACGGUUUUGUUUAAAUACCAUUCUAUUGUUUGUGUUGUACUAGGCUAUGCCAUAUUGAUUUGAGCUGUAUUUAUUCAUACUGGUAUAAACACUCGGUAACUUGCCCCAUUUUUCCAAAGAAACCCUGGCACUUA
This is a messenger RNA of Anneissia japonica, 5624 nucleotides long. RefSeq names its product ninein-like protein. The coding region runs from base 328 to 4218 and encodes 1296 amino acids. Gene Ontology annotation, biological process: microtubule anchoring at centrosome. Lineage: Eukaryota; Metazoa; Echinodermata; Crinoidea; Comatulida; Comatulidae. The record is from RefSeq and is a predicted model, not a curated record. Gene Ontology annotation, cellular component: centrosome. The transcript is spliced from 22 exons. Gene Ontology annotation, molecular function: DNA binding; calcium ion binding.